This is a messenger RNA of Phialemonium atrogriseum, 510 nucleotides long. RefSeq lists its product as uncharacterized. The coding region runs from base 1 to 510 and encodes 169 amino acids. The record is from RefSeq and is a predicted model, not a curated record. The transcript has 3 exons. NCBI's taxonomy places the organism in Eukaryota, Fungi, Ascomycota, Sordariomycetes, Cephalothecales, Cephalothecaceae.
AUGAAGACAUUUGUCAAUACAUGGCGCCAGUUUGCCCAUAAGUGUCGCCCUGAUGAUAGCGACAUUCUUCAACCUCGAUAUGUGCCAGAGAAAAAAUCACGUCUUUACAUUAGUAUCAGGGUUGACAAGCAUCUAGUUCCCAGCGACACUCUGAAGAAAGAGAAGAAGGCUAAGCCAGCCAAUAAUGCAGAAAAGGAUAAUAGCAAUGGUUUGGAUACCAAGCCACAAGCCAAGAAACUCACCAAGAAAUCAACUGACAAACUGCAGAAGAAAGAGCUGACAAACUUGGAGAAGGAGUCCGGCCGCACCGUGAAUGCCGGGGUCAAGUUUGAUGGCGCCACGUACAUGCCUAACCACACGGCUGAUUUCCGGUGGGCUCAGUGUGCGGAUAUGUUUGAUGUCGAGCCGAGGGAUUUGGAGGAGAUUGUGCCGCAGUGGGAGGCCAUAUUCGAGGAAAUCGGUGGGUACUGGCAGUUGGAUGGGGUUGGAGGAGGAACAGCCAACUGCUGA